AUGGAGGAUGCUAGCACGGCCAGUUCUCCGCCCCCUCCGCAGGACCGAGAUGACGAUCUCUCCGCCGCCUCGACCGCGCUGAAAUCAGAAGACACCGAUGACAACCAGCUUUCCCUGCCCGCACAUUCCAUCAUCCGACUCAUCCAGUGCCCGCGCUGCUCCCUACCACUACGAACGCCGCUGCGACUUCCGUGCGGAAACACCAUCUGCAAGUCGUGUCUCCCGCCGAUCCGUCAACGGACGGGAAUCACAUACCCGGCGAAUGUAGAGCGUAAACAGGGGUUUACAUGCUACUGGCAGAAAGAAGACACGUGUUCUGGAGAGCAUUGUCUCGGGGACUGUGGGACGGAUGUCUUGUUGAGCAGACUGGUGGAUGUGUUCGACGAGGUUUUGGCAAACCGCGGGGCUGGACCAGAUACUGUUGAACCAGACGCGGGGUUGUCUUUGACGUGGGAAAGCUCGCGGAUACCAACCCCUCAGAGUGCUAUAAUCGGCCCUGACUUGUUGGGAGGGGUCUACCAUCUGGUGAAGCAGGGUCGGUUUGACUACGAUGCGUCGGAGGUGGAAUAUACGCCCGAGGACCGUAUACAGCAAUGGGAUGGACAAUCAUUUGGGAGGCUGAGAGAGGCCGUGCAGAAUGAGCUGGACUGCCAGGUCUGUUACUCGCUAAUCCUGGAUCCGUUGACGACCUGCUGUGGUCAUACGUUCUGUCGUGGGUGCGUCGCGAUGGUCAUGGACCAUAGCGAUUUAUGUCCUCUUUGCCGGCGCAAGCUGAAUAUGUCUUCAACCGUGCGGUCCGAACCGAUCAAUAACAGGAUUUCGAAUCUUGUGGAGGCAUUACUCCCUGCACAGGCUUUGUCGCGUCGGCAAGGAUAUACCGAGGAUGCGACUACGGCGGAUGAAGAGCGGGCAAUUCCUUUAUUCGUGAGCUCGCUUUCGUUCCCGACCAUGCCGACUUUCUUGCAUAUAUUUGAACCGCGGUACCGGACUAUGAUUCAACGAGUGAUGCAAAGCAGGGACAAGAAGUUCGGCAUGGUCAUGUAUAAUCGCUCUGGUCGGUUGCAGCAGGGCCUGGGCAGGGCUCAGUUUAUGCAGUAUGGUACGGUGCUGCUGGUGGAACGGUUCGAGUUACUCCCCGACGGAAGGAGUCUGGUGAUCGCUUCUGGCGUCUCGCGCUUCAAAGUCAUCAGCUUCGAGAUGUUGGAUGGCUAUCAUGUUGGUAAGAUACAGCGAGUGAACGAUGUCCCGAUAUCUGAGGAGGAGAGGCAAGAAUCAUUGGAGACGUCAACAACCGGUGAUUCGCCAUCCACAACAAGCGUUGAUCUUGCCAGUACAUCGCCAGAGUGUCUGUCAACGCAGCAACUGUUCCAGGUGGCGUUGGAUUUUGUCGAGAAAAAUCGCCGCGAGGGAGCAACAUGGCUCCAUUCACGUGUCCUGCUAGCAUACGGCGAAGUUCCUACAGAUCCCGCUCUAUUUCCCUGGUGGUUCGCCAGCGUUCUGCCUCUCUGGGAAGAUGAGAAGUACCAUAUUUUAUCAACGACCAGUGUUCGGGAAAGGCUAAAGAUGAUUGUGCGGUGGGUGAGGAAGUCGGAGUCUCGCGAGUGGUUGGCUCGCCCCCGGCCAUCAAUCACCUCGGUCUUAUGA
Molecule: messenger RNA, 1644 nt
Organism: Aspergillus sclerotioniger CBS 115572
Lineage: Eukaryota; Fungi; Ascomycota; Eurotiomycetes; Eurotiales; Aspergillaceae
Product: putative ATP-dependent protease (CrgA)
Exons: 2
Coding region: 1-1644 (547 amino acids)
Source: RefSeq, a predicted model, not a curated record